GACCAAUUCACCACUUUUUCGGAUAACAAGAAUGAAUUAAAACAAUGGACAAAACUCUCGACUCUCUUCCCUAAUAGUGAAUACCCUUUGGAUGCCAUCGAUUGUGACCGUACUUACAGUGAAUGCUAUUUAUAUAAAGGCGAUAAAAGGAAAUUGUAUUCAAAGGAUUUGAACAAUAAGUUUGUGUUUAAAGACGAAACACUACUCAAUAGUGUCGGACUUCCGGACAAUUUGGACGCGGGUUUUACCGAUGAAAACGGGGAUCAGAUUUAUGUCAAAAACAAUUAUCUCUUUUGGAAAGAAUACGGAAUUUUUAGGCAACAAAUAAUUCAACACUUCAUUCAAUGCCCCGAAAAUUACUACAAAAAUUUAGCGGUUAUUGAAUUGAAUUCGCGGCAAAAGUUUAGUGAAGACAUCAAAAAAUAUGAUGUCAUUAAUUUCAAAGAGCUUACUAUACCGGCGCCGACUACACCCAUACCCACGACUCCUGUGACCACUGAAUCUCCCGAUACAACACAAUUCACAUUCCCGUCACAAACCUCUCCCACGCCUACGAAAGACAUAUACACUAAUUAUAUUAUAAUUGGUUGUAAAGCACUAAUCCGGAAGAAGAGAAAGCGU
Molecule: messenger RNA, 621 nt
Organism: Medioppia subpectinata
Lineage: Eukaryota; Metazoa; Arthropoda; Arachnida; Sarcoptiformes; Oppiidae
Source: the annotation of a GenBank genome assembly